This is a messenger RNA of Exophiala viscosa, 1226 nucleotides long. RefSeq names its product ribokinase. Gene Ontology annotation, biological process: D-ribose metabolic process. The record is from RefSeq and is a predicted model, not a curated record. Lineage: Eukaryota; Fungi; Ascomycota; Eurotiomycetes; Chaetothyriales; Herpotrichiellaceae. The coding region runs from base 100 to 1128 and encodes 342 amino acids. The transcript has a single exon. Gene Ontology annotation, molecular function: ribokinase activity.
CAGGUGACAACCUCAACUAGCCUGGGAAGCAAGACUCUCUUUGGUUGAUCAAGUGCCUGGUGGGCUGCACCAAGAUCUAGAACUCAGUCGCCCUGCACCAUGGCUUCAAAACCGAUCAUCCGAGUGAUCGGCUCAUUGAACGUCGACUUUGUUACUUUGACACCACGAGUCCCCGGACCUGGCGAGACGAUAGCAGCAAAGUCUAUGACAGUACAUGCCGGGGGCAAAGGAGCCAAUCAAGCAUGUGCUUGUGGCAAAGCUGCAUUCGUGUCUCCCACAGAACAAGCUGUGAAGGUGGAAAUGAUUGGCGCCGUCGGUGCUGACGACCCAUACUAUGCAUCGCUUCUGAAACCAACUCUCGAAAAAAGCGGUGUCAGCACUCGCUACGUGGAAGAGCUCCAAGGAGUACAGACAGGUACAGCAACGAUACUUGUGGACGAAGGCUCCAAUGGUGAAAACAGGAUUCUCUUUGUUCCAGGUGCCAAUUACCAUGUCAAUGAUAUCAGCAAGGUUCUAGCCACGGCAACAGAAGACGGGGAGCCCGAUGUUGUGGUUAUGGAGGGAGAGAUUCCGAGAUCUAUCACGUUGGAAUUACUGUCGACCUUCAGCUCCGACAAGCGGAAGACCUGCGUCAUUUUCAACCCAGCACCGGUGUUCGAAGAGGGCAUUCCCUUAGACUCCUUGCAAAACCUCGCCGUACUGGUCGUCAACGAGAGUGAAUGUCUUUUACUAUUCCAGACCAUCGAAGAGCUCAAGAGGAUUGAGGUCCCGAGGGAGCAAGAUCUGACGGAAUCUCACCUCGAUCGUCUUACAGAACAUCUCCACACUCUAGCAGGAGUCAAGAUCAUCGUGGUAACACUCGGUGCUCGCGGAGUUUAUUUUUCUGCACAGACUUCCCGUGCGCGCGGUUUCGUCCCUGCAGCCAAGGUCAACAGAGUCGUCGACACGACCGCUGCAGGUGAUACCUUUGUGGGUUACUUUGCCACAGCUCUGGCUCCACAUAUAGCCAGCCACAAUGCUUUGGAUGGGUUCGACGUGAGGAGCGCCGUGAGCCGUGCGAAUGAAGCUGCGGCCAAGUGCGUCCAACGCAGUGGAGCGAUGGAAAGCAUUCCGUUUGGAUACGAAUGAGCACGCAGCAAAGGGUUGUGGCGUCGCCGGCGCAAUGGACUUGCAAGGUAUACGCUGCUAGACUGACGGCUGAUGACGUGACCAGCAACUGUGGGCGC